Messenger RNA from Lingula anatina, 8779 nucleotides. RefSeq lists its product as uncharacterized. The record is from RefSeq and is a predicted model, not a curated record. Lineage: Eukaryota; Metazoa; Brachiopoda; Lingulata; Lingulida; Lingulidae. Gene Ontology annotation, biological process: Notch signaling pathway. Gene Ontology annotation, molecular function: calcium ion binding; Notch binding.
UUCAAACUGUGCGUACUACAUUACUCACGUUGUUAUAUACGAGGAACGAGGGCCAUGUAUAUCAUCGCAUGACUAACGGGAAAUGGUCCAAGAAUGGGUCUUCAGUUCAGAAGAGAUAUAACAUUAACAGAGAUGUUGCUGCUGGUGCUGUUGCUGGCCUGCUGUCAACUCACGCAGGCACAGUUCCAGAACAAGGCCUAUUUUAACUCAUCCGCAUAUGUGGAAUCAACAAACACAUUUGACGUGCACAAAAGGACUACUUUUCAAUUUCGGACUUGUUCCGAAGGGCAACUUUUAUCCGACCACGGAGCAAACGGGGACUCCAUAGAAUUUUAUGUAAACACAAAUGGAUCUUUACUUUUAAAAUGGAAUGCUUCCCAAGAUUCUGUGUCAAAUAUUUUAACAAUCGGUCAAGAUCUGAAUAAUAACAAUUGGUAUAAGCUCAGCCUAAAAUACCAGGUGGGCAACGUCACAUUAACAAUCGAGCAGGGCUCGAAUAAAAGAUAUGAACGCCUUAUAGCCAAUAGUACAUAUAACAGUGAUUUUAAAAAUUUGAAUUUUACUGGAGGAAGUCCACUGACGAUAGGAAGAGGCUAUCUGGGCUGUAUUGAAGGUGCUCUCACGGUGGAAUUGGACAAGAAUAUAGCGGGUCACGCCAAUGUAGACUGGGGCAACUGUCCACUGGAGUCACAGCCUUGUAGUGACUUUGACAUCAACGACUGCUGGAGUCAGCCGUGCCAAAAUGCAGGAGUCUGUCAGGACGGAUUCAAGAACUACACCUGUGUCUGCCCCCCUCCGUACAGUGGGAGAAACUGUGAGACAGACCUAGGUGCCAGUGGCUGCCAGACGGGGCUGUGUAAGAAUGGUGCAACUUGUGUGGAUGUUACUGGUCAGACCAGGCUGUAUGAAUGCCGCUGUGUUCCAGGCUACACGGGUACCCACUGUGAGAAUGAAGUGAAGGAGUGCGAUUCCCAGCCGUGUAAAAAUGGCGGCCAGUGUACGGACCAGAUCAACAGCUUUGUCUGUAACUGCACAGGGACAGGAUACACUGGUGUUGACUGUACUGAUGACAUGGACGAGUGUUCCGCCUCUCCGUGUCAAAAUGGCGCCACCUGUCAGAACAACCAGGGGACAUACUCCUGCAUAUGUUCACCAGGUUAUGAUGGCAAUAAUUGUGAGAGGGAAGUCGACGAGUGUGCCUCAUCCCCCUGUCUAAACGGUGCCACAUGUAAUGACGGCCUUAACACGUACACAUGCACAUGUGCGGCGGGGUUCAGUGGAGAGAACUGCCAGACAAAUCUUGAUGACUGCGUGGGUGUUGUGUGUCCCGGAGAUAACGUGAUAUGUGUAGAUUAUGUACUGAACUACAAGUGUGAAUGCGCCCCGGGGUUCACGGGUACCUAUGUCUGUAACUGCACUGGCACUGGCUUCAAUGGCACCCACUGCGAGCUGAAUAUAGACGAGUGCGCCGUGUACCAUCCCUGUCAGAAUGGAGCCACAUGCACAGACGGGAUUAACGACUACAACUGUACAUGCUGGGAAGGUUACCAGGGCAAGAACUGUGAGAUCGACAUCAACGAGUGCGAGUCCAACCCGUGUCGUUAUAACAGCACGUGUCUCGAGCGCUCUGACCUCUCCCUGUACCAGCAGGGCUACCUGAACUUCAACAACUUUAACUUCUCCACUGCGGCUGGUUAUGUGUGCGAGUGUGUUCCGGGGUCCACAGGUGUGAAUUGUGAAGUGAACAUUGAUGAAUGUAAUUCCAACCCGUGUGUGCAUGGCACUUGUAACGACAUAUUGAAUGGCUACACAUGUGCAUGUGAGGCAGGCUGGACUGGCACGCACUGUGAGACAGAAAUUAACGAGUGCGACGAGUACCAGCCAUGUAAAAAUGGGGCCACGUGCACGGACAAACUGGCAGACUACACGUGUCAGUGUGCAGGACCUGUACAGGGGACGGAAUAUGGCGGAAAGAACUGCACAGUACAGCUGAUUGGUUGUGCAAAUAACGCCUGUCAAAAUGGCGCCACCUGCCGGCCAUAUUUGGUGACUGAAACUCCUGCUGUGCAUAACUACACUUGCUCAUGUCCGUCAGGGUUCACGGGGUUUUAUUGUGAAGUUCCCACGUCAGCCUCUUUCAAUGGCACCUCCUACAUGGUGCUUAAUUCGACACAAAACUGGUCGAAUUUCACCCUGGUGCUGUGGCUGCGUACCACACUGCUCAGCGGCGUCCUGAUGUACCAUCAGUUACCGUCUGGCGACAGCAUGCUCCUGACACUAGCGGGACACAACUUACAGUUCACCUUUAACCAGGUAACAGGCAAUCCUGUCCGCUUUGCAUCGGAGAAUCAACGAUUAAAAGACGGAGAGUGGCACCAGAUCGAACUGGCGGUGAAUUCAGCGGGGAGCACAAAGCUUCAUAUCUAUGGAAAUCAUUGCCCAGGUGGCGUGUGUACUUAUCAAGACAAUAUCAAUGUAAGUUCCCCCCUCACCUUCGGCACAACCUAUAUUGGUAGUAAAGUGAUGGCAGGGGCAAUUGACCAAUCAGAAGUCACAUUCAUUGGUUGCACCAGAGAUAUUGUGUUGAACGGGCAGCUGGUUGUUCCUCAAGAUGUGCCGAAUUCUUUGGUGGGAGUUUACCCAGGAUGCAACAGGGAGGUCCAGUGUGUUCCCGACCCGUGUAGCGGCAAGGGUGUAUGUACUGACCUCUGGUGGCAGUAUAAAUGUCGCUGCCUUAGGAAGUAUACUGGACCCCAGUGUAACCAGACCUUCCCAGCUGCCACUUUCAGUCAAGGUUCAUCGUCAAGUCUGGCACAGUUUACUAUUCCAGCUAGAGACAAAAAUCUCCUUCAGUAUGUCAAUGUCAUCAGCAUGUUUAUACGCACACGCCAACCUGAUGGCUUUAUUUUCUACCUGGGCGGUGUCAAUACUAAUAGCCCAGGUGACAAAGCCUUCAUAUCUGCAGAGUUGAAAGGCACAAGUCUGCAUGUCAUUCUCAAUCUGUUCAACACCACAGAGCAAGGAUAUAAAAGAUAUGAAGACAACCUGGGCAGCAAUUUGAAUGAUGGUUCACAACAUUUGAUCGAAGUUGAUAAAAACCGUGACAAAUUAGAAAUCCGUAUCGAUUCGGUCAGGUUAUCAGGAAAGACCAUGACAGCCACCUUGCUGAAUCCAGCAAAGAUGUACGUUGGUGGGUUGCCCGGUUUGGGCUCCUCCUCCAGUGGGCGUCGCAGGCGACAAACACUUGUUGAGUAUAACCCUGACUCUGCUACCGUCCAGGAACCUUUCAAGGGUACAAUCCAGGAUGCUCGGCUCAAUGACAAACUGCUGCUGUUUUACAACGUUUCCGUUCCCGACGAUUUCCAAUUGAACGAGUCGUACCCGGUGACCCUGGAUGGUGUGGUGGAAGGGGAGCAGACGGACGAUCUCUGCGCCACUGGAAAUCUUUGUGAAAAUAACGGCACAUGUAAUAAUGUGUUCUUUAACGAUUUUAUCUGUGACUGCCCCAAGGGUUACAAGGGUAAGAACUGCAGUGCCUUGGAUUUCUGCAUGUAUUCCAAGUGCCCAGAGGACUCUACCUGCAGGGACCUGGCUGAUGGUUAUGAAUGUAUAACAGAGGCCACAUUCAAUGGAAUGGACAGUCUCCUCCGCUACAACAACACCAUCAACUCGACCACCACCUUUAACCAAAUGAGCCUCAAAUUCCGCACAAGAAAAGAGAAUGCUAUCAUCUUCCAUGCUCGUAGCAAUGCAGCUGCGUCAAGGUUCCUCACCAUCGAAGUCUCCGAACGUAAACUGAAUCUGAAGUACAACCUCGGUGAAAGUUCUGAGCUGCCGACAAACUGGGCGGUCACUGAUGGUCAGUACCACAACGUGUCCAUAGUGGUCAAUGACACCCACCUGACUCUCGCUAUGGACCAGGGUCAGGACGAGAAGUCCAAGUCCAAGCCCCAGCCCGUCCAAGCGGUCACUCUGGCUCAGGUGAUCAGAGGCAGUGACAUGGUAUUCCUGGGUGGCAUUGACGACACCACUGUCGCCAUAUCACCAAAUACAAACACACAGUCUGCGUUGAGCAAAUUCAAAGGGUGCAUGGAUGAGGUCCGACUUGGGCGCUACCUGCUCCCGUUCUUCUUCAACUCCGCACUGGUUAAUGACAGCAGCUUGGAGAAGUUCCAGGUAAUGACCAAGGCCAGCAUAGUCACCCCCUGCACCCCAGACCCCGUCUGUGCUCCUAGCCCGUGUAAGAACGGAGCCACCUGCGUAGACAUCUUCAACGACUUCACCUGUCAGUGUCCCCUGGGUUUCAAUGGAAGGCUAUGUGAGAACAACAUCGAUGAUUGCCCAGGUAACGAGUGCCAGAAUGGAGCUACCUGUGUGGAUGGCAUUGCUAACUACACCUGUACCUGUCAGGCCGGGUACACUGAUGCCAGGUGUCAGACAGAUAUUGACGAGUGUGCCUCUAGUCCCUGCCAGAAUAACGCCACUUGUAUUGAUAAAGUGAACGCUUUUGAAUGCAACUGUACUGCUAAUUUCACUGGACCCGUAUGUGAAACACAUAUCAGUGACACCUGUGCUUCUGAGCCGUGUGAAAAUAAUGCAACGUGUGUGGAUAUCAACCGCAAUGAGACGGAGCCAGGACAGCCUCUAUUUAAGUGCAACUGUGUUCGACCUUUUGAGGGCCAACUCUGUGAGAAGAUGAUCAACUACUGCGAGGACCAGCCCUGUCAAAAUAGAGGGACCUGUAUAAACGAUUACACGCUAUUUACCUACCAGUGUAACUGCUCUAAAGGCUACUCAGGUAGGAACUGUACUGUGAACAGGGAUGACUGUCCAGCUAACGCCUGCAGUGGACAUGGUCAGUGUGUGGAUGGCCUGGACACGUAUACUUGUAAUUGUAAUCCAGGCUGGGCAGAGUGGAACUGUUCUAGGGACAUAGACGAGUGUACGGAGAUAAACCCCUGUGUCCACGGCACCUGUACCAAUGCUCCAGCAGGAAGUUAUACUUGUAGCUGUGACAAAGGAUAUCAAGGUAAAAAUUGCUCUGAAGAUGUCAAUGAAUGUGAAACAGAACGGCCUUGUAAAAAUGGCGCCAUUUGCUACAACCUGGUCGGCAGCUAUUUCUGCAACUGUUCCACCUUGCUGGGGUAUUCUGGGAAGGAUUGCGAGAUUGCAAACUGCUCGUUCAGCCAGUGCCAAAAUGGCGCUACGUGUGAAGUGUUCGAUAACUCGACCACUCAGGCCCAGCAGUGGCUAUGUGUUUGUCCUGAGUUUUACGCUGGUUCACAGUGUGAUGUAAAGCAUCCCUGUGCAGACAACCCUUGUCAGAACGCAGCCACAUGUAGUGAUGAUGACCCAGCAAGAUACCAGUGUAUUUGUGGUCCAGGUUGGGAAGGCGAUACUUGUGCAGACGACAUAGAUGAGUGUGCCAUUGGGCGCUGCCAAAACAACGCCUCCUGCACAAAUUCGCAGGGUGGCUACGCGUGCGCAUGCAUUCUAGGCUUUACUGGCACAAACUGCGAGACUAACAUUGACGACUGUGCUGGCGACCCCUGUGUGCAUGGCAACUGUAGCGAUCUUGUUAACGAGUAUUCCUGUCAGUGUGAGGAGGGUUGGCAGGGUGUCAACUGCAGUGAAGACAUAAAUGAAUGUCUGAAGACACCUUGUCAAAAUGGUGCGACCUGCAACAACUUGCUUGGCUCCUACAACUGCACCUGCACUGCUCAGUUCCUGGGUCCUAACUGUGAGUACGAGGACCCGUGUAAGCCAGGCGUGUGUUCUAAUGGUGGGUCGUGUCUGGCCUACAGAGAGCAGGAGGGCAUGUACAGCGCCGAAUGCACCUGUCUUGACGGUUACGCUGGAGUCAGGUGUGAGACGAUGAGAUCAACCCAGGAUACCCCCCUGGCUGUCAUCAUAGGCCCUGUGGUGGGGGGUGUGGUCCUGUUGAUUGUCAUUGCUGUAAUAAUCUUCUUAGUGAUGGCCCGCAGCAAGAGAGCCACGCGAGGCACGUACAGCCCCAGUCGCCAGGAGAUGCAAGGAUCUCGUGUCGAACUUGGCAAUGUACUGAAACCCCCUCCAGAGGAAAGGUUGAUUUAAACUUUCUCCAGCUGUGUGAUUAAGGUUAAUAUGCCACAAAAAAAGCAGUGUGUGGUAUGAAGAGAUAGAUUUUUCUCAAAAAUGACAUCUAUUUAAGGGAAAACCAGAAACAUUUUGAAAAAAAAUGGGCACUGGUUAAAGUGUCUUUACCAAGCACGAUAAAAACAGCUGUCUGAACCAGUGAAAUUGUAUUAAGAAAAUAAUUUCCCCAAAGGUUUUUUUUACUGUAAUGAGAACCUACAGGAAGCCAAAAUCAUGAAAUAUCUUCACAUCAAGUCUGCAUGUGAGGUCUAUCAUGUUUCUUAUACAGGGAAAUAUAGUCUUGGUAUCUUUGGGGACAAAAUAAAUAAAAAUAAGGCAUUUUAAUAAGAAAAUAUAGGUAAUGAUAGAUAGUGGCUGAGAUGAUAUAUUAUAGCCAAGAAAGUGAGAAACUGUUUUUAUUAAAGAAAUGUGAUAAAAUGCCUUGGAAUAUGAACAUUAAAUAACUUAGUGACAUCAAAUGUGACAAGUCAUAUCAAAAUGUCCAAACAGAUCUCAGAUAACAUGGAAGGUUGUGAUGCUAUGCCUGGUUUUCCCUCCAACCUGUCACCCCUAAGAUGUUCAGUGGGUUGCUCCAUCCAUGUUAUUGAAUGCACAAGAUGUGUCCAUUAAAACAGAAAUCAGGGGUGUAAGACGUCUCAAAUGGAAUAUUUAUUUUUUCAAGUUUUUGUAUUGGGAUAAGAUAUCCAUUGCCUUGAAUGAGAAAAUAAUGAUUUAUUUUUAUUCUCAGUGAGAUUCAAGUAGAAUAGAUUUGGGAACAAAGUUCACUUAAGGGUUGCUAGUUAGACUGACUGGCAAGUGUUAGAAUUGAUAGUAUUGCCAUUCACACAGAGAACUUGCACCAAAAAUUGAGUGGCACACAUGGUGACACGUCCACCAGAAUGGCUUGGCUUGCAUGGUGACACAUCCACCAAAAUGGCUUGGCUUACAUGGUGACACAUCCACCAGAAUGGCCUGGCUUACAUUAUGACAUGUCCACCAGAAUUGCUUGGCUUACAUGGUGACAUGUCCACCAGAAUGGCUUGGCUUACGUGGUGAAGUGACCAACAGAAAACAUUGUUUCCAUUGAAUUUUAAUCUUAUUUAUGAAGCAAGUUUGCCACUACUGCUGUUCAUAGAGGCUUUUUAAGGUUUUGGUCCAAAAUAUUUAGUGCCUAAAGUGACAUAUUUGUCUUUUUUAUUAAAAAAAAGGAAAUUAGGGUCUAACGUUCAGGGAUAUAAUCAAAACAGUGUCUUUUUUCAUGUACUUUAAAGAUGGUGUGUGAAUUUACCUAUCAAACUAAUCUAUCUAGAAGAUUUAAACGAAUAUCAGAAAUUAGCAUAAUUUGUAGUUAAUUUUCAAGGUAUCGUUUUAUUAGCAGUAUACAUUUUAUGUGUUUAUGUAAGAAAAUCAUCCACAUUAUGCUAAUAUGCAAGGUCUUCACUUGUAUUUAAGAUUUUGCAAUAUCAUUGCAGGCAUUUAGUCUCUCACAGGUAUCAGAUAUUAGGAGAAAACAGUGUUUUAUGAAAGUAAUUCAGUUUUGGGUUGCGGAGGAAGUGGUGUGAUUUUUCAGUCCUCCAAACGAAGAUAUUGUUAAAUUGUGUAAUAAGUAAAAGAGAUCUUGAGCGAAAGUUAAGGAUGAAGAGGACCAAUAGAUAGGAUAUUUUGUAUGUAAGUCUUUGCAUUUAAUUCUGUCCAGUUUUAUUUGCAUGAUCAGUUAGCAAAACUGCUUAAUUAAAGAAGCAUUAUGAAGGAAAGGAACUUAUAAGAUAAGAUAGGUUCUAUUCCCACAAAAAAAAACAGUUCAUUUACAUGAAGUGUAUCUUUUAUCUUUUAACCAUUGUACAUAUGUAAACUGAUGUAGAUAGACAUAUAGAAAUGUAUUUAUCAAAAUCACAUCUAUAUUUAUUAUUAUACACAUGUUAGAUAUUUAACUGUAUUUCUAUACUGUUCCCAGUAAUUGUAUAUCAUUAACUACUAAAAAAAGUUCACAAUUAUACAGACCCCAGAGCUCAGCAGGCAAAUGUGAGGAAAUUCUAUAAACAACCUUAAUUUUAAGAUAAACAAAAUGUUCUUGGGAUGACCAGUUAUUUUUCUAAUGGGAAUGUAUUUGGUGGAACUGGCAAUCACAAGUCAGAAAUGAACACCCGGUAGUAGUUCAUUAUCGAGAUGCAAUUCUAGUCAAAAGCCUUGCUGGAUGAUUCGCCAUUGAAAACAUUACAUUAAACACAAGUACAUUAAAAAUGCUGUUUCUAGAUUACAUGUUGCCCAGAAAAUUCCUGCCAAUAUAUGUAUGCAACAUUUGUAUUCUAGUGAUAGAAGUACAACUUUACACUUGCAAUAAUUGUCCAUUUUCUCAUAGAAGUAUUAUACAAGGACCAGUUUGUUCAAAUCUUAGUGAAUUGUAUAAAAUGUUACAGAUAUUUUCACAUGGAAAUGUAUUGACAGCAUUGUGAUCCAUAGCUAUUUUGAUAUAUUGUUAUCUCUGAGUAAAGCACAGAGAUAGAAUUCUCCAGAUAAUAUAUAUAGCCAUUUUACUGAUCAAUUUAAUAUGACAUUUCAAAGUAUGUGCUUCUUAACUGUCCAGUUUGUUGUGUCCACCUUUAAGUACUUUGUAUGUAGAGUAACCCAUCAACUACUGGGUUAAACCCUGGGAUCACACAGUUUA